This is a messenger RNA of Prorocentrum cordatum, 3077 nucleotides long. The record is from the annotation of a GenBank genome assembly. NCBI's taxonomy places the organism in Eukaryota, Dinophyceae, Prorocentrales, Prorocentraceae.
GCUCGAGCAGACGAUGACCCCCACUACGCUCAAGAACCAGCUGAUGAGAACCAGAUCCCGAAGGUGGUGUUCGACAUCUUUUAUGUAGGGACGGACCAGCUGGCUGCGAAGUACAAGCUUAAAGGAGGUUACUUCAGCAUCAGGGAGAAGACGUCGGUCACGAAGGCCGAGUUAGACCAAGCGAUCUCUGUCUUGAAUAUUAUCGACUGUAAGAUCUUGGCUCAGGCGACGUUGUACGCGAACAAGGAGAUGGAUGACUACAAGGUGUCCUUCCUGCUAGGCGUGCUGGAAGCUUGGGGUCACACAACAGUCAUACUUCAGACAGACUCGGAGCCUGCCACCUUGGCUCUGGCGAACGCAGUUCGAGAUCGCAGAUCACACUCAACCUUGGUGCGGGGAUCACCGCCCUUUUCCAAGCAGAGUGCAGGCUACGCUGAAGGAGGUAACAAGCUAGCAGCUGGUCUACUUCGAGCCUACAAGCUGAAACUGGAGCACAAGCUGGGCAGCGAGAUCAAGAUGACGGAUCCGAUCGUGCCAUGGCUUGUGAACUCAGUGGGGUGGAUGAUCACCAGAUUCCAGCCUCGCAGUCACGGAGGUUCCUCCUACAAGAUGCUCUACGGCAAAGAGUACAACGGCGAGAUUGCGGAGAUGGGUGAGCAGGUCUGGUAUCGGAUCUCAGCCCGAGUUGCCGCGGGACGUGGCAAAUGGGAAGCCCGCUUCGCAAAAGGAAUCUGGGUUGGUAAGAGCGAGCUGGACGACACACAUCUCGUGAUCGAUCCUGAACGUGGAGUGCAGAAGGUGAGAACGGUGCGAAGGAUGCCUGAGGAGUUCAGGUGGCAGCCCGAGCUCAUCCAGCACAUCAGGGUGACGCCCUGGAAGCAGACGCCCGACAAGAGAUCAGGAACGAUCGGACGCAGCAUGUACAUCACGGAGCGCAUGAUCGAUGCUCAUGGUCCUACCGACGAUUGCAGGAAGUGCAGUACAGGAUUCGGUUCGCAUUCGGCAGCCUGCCGACAGCGUUUCGAGACCAUUCAGGCCGACUUGCUGCGCGAGAAGUUGGCGAAGGACCCUGUGGCCCCUGAGGCUACAGUCGUGGUGCCAGCGCCGGCUGCAGGAGCGACUUUCAGCGAAGUGCCCCAGGUGAAGUUCGUGAAGGAGCUGAGGAGCCACUUAGGAGAUCCUGAGGAGCAGCAGGUGGAGCAGAUGGUUGAGGUGAGCGCCGAGCUGCAUGAGAAAGACCAGUGGAGCCCAAAGACGAUACACUACGAUUACUACACUGGAGAGCCUCUGGAUGAGGACCUGUAUCAGAAGGGUCGCGACGACGAGCUGCAGGCCAUGAAGGACUACGGGGUCUACGUGGAAGUGGCGACAUCGACGGCGACUGACGGCAAGCACAUUGGAGGUUUCCCGAUAGCCCACAUGAAAGAAGGAAAGGUUAGGUGGAGGUUCGUAGCCACCGAGGUGAACAAGUACGAGGUCAGGGAGGAUAACCACCAAGGCACGCCCCCACUCAUGAUUGUCAGAGCGACGCUGAGCCGUGCCGCUUCAAGUCCAACUUCCAGCGGGCAGCACCUGCGGAAGAUACAAGUUUGGGACGUCAGGAAGGCUUUCUUCAACGCUGACUUAGACGAGACGAUCUACGUGCAUCCUGGGAGAGAGCUGUGUCCGCCCGGAAGGUGCUGGUGGUUACGCAAGGCCAUGAACGGUACCAGGAAGGCGUCGCAGAUGUGGGGUGAGCUUGUGAGAACUACUAUGGACGACGGUCAUUGGGACUGCUUGGUUGGAACUCCUAACGUGUUCUACUUACCUGCUAGCCCCAACACAGCCCCCGUCGACGAGGAUAGCACAGCGAUCUGCCAUGGCGAUGACUUUCUUGCUGAAGGCUACGACGAGCAGCUGGACGAGCUGGACGAGUUAUUGAGGCAGCAGUUUGAGGUCACGGCCAGCGCCAGACUUGGACCAGGAGCGGUGGGGCAGACUACAUACCUCAAGAGGACGAUCGGCUAUACCGACAAGUUGCCAGGUUGCGAGGAGCCAGGUUUCUUCUGGACUGCCGAUCCUAAGCAUGUGGACUUCAUGAUCAAGUGGACGCAGAAGCGAGGACUUCAGUGUAAGACUUACCUGAUCGAGACCCAGAGGCCCUGCAACCUGAAGAUCUAUAGUGACAGCACAGCUGGACGUGGCAUGUGCAGUCGAGUUGGGGUGGGCAAGGUCAGGCACCUGGAGUUGAGGUACUUGUGGAUUCAGGAGCGGUUGCGUCUCAAGGCGUUCGAGCUUCACAAGGAGGACACCAGCAAGAUGACAGCCGACAUGCUCACGAAGUACAGCGAGUGGCCGACAAUCGAGAAGCAUUGCACCACUCUCAACCUCAGGUUCGGAAAGCAGUUGAAGGGCUUGAGCGCAAUGGCAGUUUUCACAGAGGUCGUGACGAAGGCGUCAGGCGAGAAGGUGACAGUGUACGGAGGUUCUGACGAGGUUGCGGUUUGCCCCGCGCCUGUCAGCCACUACGUGGACAGCGAGGAGUUCUGGUUAUUCCUGAAGUUGGGGCUUGUUGUGGUGACUGCAGCCAGUGUUUUUUUACUGGGGUGCUGGUGUGGUUGCUACUUCAAGAACUUCUACGACAAGUUCCUCCUCCAGGGUGCGGUUAACCCCGCCUCUGGAAGCACUUGCACACCAUCUGCGCGGGCUGGCGUCGAGUUCAAGACCGUGUGUGUACAGCAGGACAAAGGUGCAAGGCACAAGCUCUUAAGCACGCUUCUUGUAGCUGAGCUGCGAGCUGUCUUGAAGGCCAAGGGCCUGGCCGUGUCAGGGAUCAAGGAGGACCUGGUCACGAGGAUGAUCAAGCACGGAUGCGUUCUGUCGGAUCGCCAGGCCAAAGAGAUCGAGCAGCUACGGGUGAUGGCUACAGCGUAUGGACCUCUUGCCAAGCUCAGCUUGCAGGACAUCAGCAGUCCAGAGGCCGCGCAGAAGUGGAUCGAGACGUUCAAGAGCGAGUGCGGAGACCGUUCCAGAGGCUCUCAGGUGAUCCACGGAGAGGGCCAGGAGAAUGGUCGCUGGAAGCACUACGACAGCCGAAG